Messenger RNA from Nematolebias whitei (Rio pearlfish), 549 nucleotides. RefSeq names its product barttin CLCNK type accessory subunit beta (gene bsnd). Gene Ontology annotation, molecular function: chloride channel regulator activity. Gene Ontology annotation, biological process: chloride transport. The coding region runs from base 15 to 380 and encodes 121 amino acids. Lineage: Eukaryota; Metazoa; Chordata; Actinopteri; Cyprinodontiformes; Rivulidae. The record is from RefSeq and is a predicted model, not a curated record. Gene Ontology annotation, cellular component: basolateral plasma membrane. The transcript has 3 exons.
AGGCUGCGGUCACCAUGGUGGAGGGGAAACCGUAUCGGUAUGGGCUGAUCGUGACAGGACUGUGUGUGGUGGCCGUUGGCCUCUUCAUCAUGAUGCAGGAGAGGCCACACAUCUAUGUCACCGUAUGCUUUUUGGGUGCCACCAUGGUGUGUGUGGGGACUGUGUGGAGCCUCUGCCAGUGCUAUCCUAAGGUCAUUGUGACGCCUGUGCUUCAGAGGGAAAGCCUGGAGGAUUUAUUGUAUUCUGCAGCCGAAGCUAAAGAUGAAAGGAGCGCAGAGGCCCUGCCAGGUUUCUGUGACCGAAAGUUGAGUGGUGGGGUGGUUGAUCCUGAGGCAACGAAGAAUCAGUGCCACAGCUGUCCCACACUGCAUCUGGCCUGAGGGACAGACACCAUGAGCCAAGUCAACUCACCACCAUGCUGCUUGAAAGCAAGGACAUUUUUUAUGGAUUCAAUUUUUUAAAAUUACUGUUAAUGAUGAUAUCAUUCACAUGAUACAAACUGAAUGUGGUUUAUUUUGGUCAUGUAUCAAACAGUUCCUAAUCAUUUGA